AUGACACAAGACGAUAAAGAUUUAGAUAUAUUUAAUUCAUUAACUCAAACUACCCAAGAUUCAUCGUUUUCUGACAAUGAUGAAAAAUCAUUCAUCUCUAAACAAAUACAAGCAAACAAUAGAAAAAAGAAAAAAUCCGGUGGUUUCCAGUCAAUGGGAUUAAGUUAUCCUAUAUAUAAAGCUGUAUUGAAAAAAGGAUUUAAAGUUCCAACUCCUAUACAACGCAAAACAAUUCCUUUAAUAAUGGAAGGUAACGAUGUUGUUGGUAUGGCUCGAACUGGAUCUGGGAAAACUGCUGCCUUUUUAAUUCCAAUGUUAGAAAAAUUGAAGAUACAUUCUGCAAAGGUAGGAACAAGGGCUAUAAUAUUGUCUCCAUCACGUGAGCUUGCAUUACAAACACAAAAGGUCUGUAAAGAGCUUGCAAAAUACACUGAUAUUAGGGCAUGUAUUCUGGUUGGAGGUGAUAACCUGGAGGAUCAAUUUUCAAUGAUUCUCGGGAACCCUGAUGUUAUUAUUGCCACUCCAGGUCGUUUACUUCAUUUAAUUGUGGAAAUGAAUUUAGAACUUGGUGCAGUUGAAUAUAUAGUUUUUGAUGAAGCUGAUAGAUUAUUUGAAAUGGGUUUUUCUGUUCAACUACAUGAGAUUUUACAUAGGUUACCACAUACACGUCAAACAUUACUUUUCUCUGCUACUUUACCGAAAUCACUGGUAGAGUUUGCAAGAGCAGGUCUUCAAGAUCCUACUCUAGUAAGACUGGAUACUGAUACCAAGAUUAGCAGUGAUUUAGAGAUGGCAUUCUUUUCAGUAAAACAGACAGAAAAAGAAGCAGCAUUAUUGUAUACAUUACAUGAGAUAAUUAAAGUACCAACUGAAUCCAUAUUUAAUAUAAAAAAUAAUGAUAAUAGUAAUCUGAAAAAAAAAUCAAAUAAACAAAAAAAUCAAGAAUCAAAAUCCGCAUCAAAGGAAUUACUAUUGUCAUCAUCACAUCAAACAAUAAUUUUUGUUUCAACAAAACAUCAUGUUGAAUACAUUUCGAAUCUUUUAAUUUCAGCUGGAUUCAAAACUUCAUAUAUUUAUGGUUCGCUUGAUCAAACAGCUCGAAAAAUUCAAAUAAGUAAUUUUCGUAAUGGCCAAACCAAUCUAUUAGUGGUGACUGAUGUUGCGGCCAGGGGAAUUGAUAUCCCAAUCAUAGAAAAUGUGAUCAACUAUGAUUUUAUUAAUAGUAGUAAAGUAUUUAUUCACAGAGUCGGAAGAACUGCUAGAGCUGGCAAAAGUGGAUGGGCAUAUUCAUUAAUUACCCAUGAUGAAUUUCCAUAUCUGUUAGAUUUACAACUUUUUCUUAGCCGUCGUUUGAUAAUUGGCAUGAAGAAUGAAGAUUAUGAUGCUUCCUCAUUGGAUUAUACUAAAGAUAUAAUUUUUGGUUGUUUUCCUCGUGGCUCUUUGGAUAUACAUUUGGAAUGGGUCAAAGAAAAGUUGCAAGGUGAAAGUAACCUUGAAUCACUUCAAAAGGUUGCCAAAAAUGGAUACAAGUUGUAUUGCAAAUCAAAACCCAUAGCUGCUUCAGAAAGUUAUAAAAGAACUAAGGAGCUUGUUGAAAAAAUGGUUUUCACUGAAGUUCAUCCUCUUUUUGUUGAUAAAGUUGAUCCAAAUGAAAAAGAAUGUCAGAAUCUCAUUAAAAAAAUAUCAAACUUUCGUCCACAUGAGACUAUAUUUGAAAUGGGAAGUCGAGGAAAUAAACAAUCUAUGGGUGCUCAAAUUAUGAAGAAACGUCAUGAUGCUUCUUCAAAAAGAAAAUCUGAUGAAUUUGAUAUUAAGAAGGAAGAAGAAAAUAAUAAUAAUUCAAAGACAUCAAAGCGGAAGGCUAACAGUGAUGUUGAUAAAAAAUCAAAGAAAUCAAAAAUUGACAAUUAUCGUGAUGAAGAACAUUAUAUAUCACAUUAUCAAAAAGAUGCAAACACAGAAAAAGGUUAUUCAGUGAACCAGGGUGCAUUAUUUAUUGAGGAAGCACAAAGAGCCAUGUUAGAUCAACAGAAUGAUGAACAUGUUCCUGAAUUAAACAAAAGAAAGGUUUUAACAUGGAACAGUAAAAAGAAAACAUUUUUACGAGGUGGUGGUAUUGGAUCUGACAAUAAAAAAUUAAUCAAAACUGAAAGUGGUGUAAAGCUACCUGCUACUUAUAAAAGUGGAAGAUUUAAUGAUUGGCGACAAAAAAAUAAAGUUUCAAUGCCUCGAGUUGGUGAAAAAGAACUUUUAUCAGCAUCUUCAUAG
Entrophospora sp. SA101 is the source of this 2268-nucleotide messenger RNA. The record is from the annotation of a GenBank genome assembly. NCBI's taxonomy places the organism in Eukaryota, Fungi, Glomeromycota, Glomeromycetes, Entrophosporales, Entrophosporaceae.